UGUUUUUAAAUUUUUUCCUGUUUCACCGGGUAGAACUGUUUGUUUUGUGACGCUAGCUUCGUGUAAUUAGUCUCCUCAGCGAAGUAAUAUCUAUUAGCACACUACAAGAGCGAGGAGUCGUUCGAUUUAAAGGUUGAAAUCCCUUUAUGGAUAAAGGGACAACAAGAUGGAAAACGUCGGGGUUAAGGCUCUUCUUUGCUGGGUCAACAGUGUCCAACUGUCAGACAGAGAGAUAAACAUCGACGAUUUACAGGAUCUGAUUAUCAUAGAAAAACUCAUUUAUAAGCUGAGAAAAGAACCGAACUUCACUCCCAGCAAUUCCUUUGAGGAUCGGUUCAGACUCAUUACAGAGUUUUUAGAAAGGGAUUGUAGAUUUAGUCAAACUGCAGGCACAUUUGUAUCUUGGGGCAGCAUACAAGAUGGAAAGAAAGUAACUAUAGAAAUUGCAAAGGUGCUUUUGCUCCUUGUCUACCAUGACAUGAUGAAUGACCGCUGCACUAUCAACAUGUUGGAUUGUGAAGUAGAGCGGGAACUGGCAAACCUCACUUGUUCCUUUGUGAUGGAGAGUGAUGGCUGUGUGUAUCUGAAAAACAGACUUGACACCUACUUGGCAAAGAGACACACUGCAAACUUCAUCUCAGGUUUGUCCAUCUCACGUGAGGUCUUUGAGGAACCAGAAACCAUGUCUACCUCCAACGUGUCAACUAUUUCCUCGCUCUCCGAUGAUAGUUCCCCCGUCUUUCAUCGCACUCAGAAAAUCAGAUUUUUGAAUAUGGAAACCGUGGCAUCUUCCUCUUGCAGCCAGUCUCCUUUGGCAGAGGUCAUGAAUACACCAAAAUUUCAGAUGAGGAAAAUGGAAAGACAGAUGAUCAAGGAGAGAGAAUACAGAGACAAUUUGGAAAGGGAGUUGGCCAACACUGUUGGAUGCAUUGCACAGAAAGAAUCUUACAUCAGUCAGCUGCAGUACCGUCUAGACAAACUGAAAGAAGAUCAAGACAAUCAAGAGCAGGCUAUCCGAGAACAGAUCGAUGAGCUUGAGACCAAGAACAACAUGUUGCAAGUACGUCUUGAUGAGAUGUUGAAGCAAAAUAAAGAGCUCAAGACUACCUCUUCGCAUAUGGAGCGAAAAGUUGAUGAGUUAACAGAUGAAAAUGGUGCACUCUCCUCUCAGGUGAGAGCAGUGUGUUCGCAGCUUGCCAUCUUCGAGGCAGAAGUUGGUAGACUGACAGAAGCUCACGCUUCUGCUGAGAGGGAGUGGAAAAGUAAAAGUAGCCAUCUACAGUCUGAACUCAACCAAGCAACAAACCAAAAGGAGUUCCUAGCUGAACAAAUUCAAAUCCUCCAAGGAAAGAUUUCCUGUUUAGAAACUGAGAUAAGCAGGGCGGCAAGGGAGGAAGUAGGAGAAAACAUGGGCCCUGUAAUGGAGAGAGAAGAACUGGAGACUGAAAUCAGUGAUCUAAAGAACGAGCUGGAGAGCAAACUUUGCUCCCUGAAAGAGGCAGAAAUGGAGAUUCAAACCAAAACUCAAAAGUUGGUUGAGAAUGAACAAGAAAUAACCCAACAUCAAGAACUCCUAAAACAGCAGAAAGCCCAAUUCAAAGAAAUGAUUCGAGUCAAGGACGAAAUUUUAGACAAGCUGCAAAACGAUAUAACUGAACAAAGAGCGUUUUUUCAACAAGAGAUCCGAGAGCUGGAGCUUCAGCUUAAGCAAGUUGAGCAGCAGAAAUCUGAGCAGGUGGCCAGACUACAACAAAAUAUCACAGCUUGCGAGCAAGAAAUUGAAACACUUAAGAAGAAUAAGAAAGAGAAAGAAGACCUUCUACAUCAGGCAGAAGAAAAAGUGAAGGUGCUUGAGACAAAACUAUCUGCUGUUACUUCUUUAUUAACUGAUAAAGAGCAAGAAAUUAAUGGUCUCAGAGAGGAAGUAGACAUGCUUACAGAUGUAACUAAACAAGCAAAAGAUGAUAUUCAAGCCAAAGAGGAAGCAAUGGCUAAGUUAGUUCUAAAUAACUGUAACGAACAAGAAGUUCUUCAUUCUAAAAUCCGGACCUUAACAGUGAGUGUUGAUGAUCUUACCUCAUCUCUAAAACAGGCUGAGCAGGAAAUUCAACUGAAGCAAGACCUACUGGCUAAAACCCAACAAACGAAUAUCCAACAAAGGAGUUUACUUCAAGAGCAGAUUUCAAGCUUUGAGAAUGAGGUACAGAAACUUAAUGCAGAGAUACUGGAGAGAAACGAGCAGCUGGUUAUGUUACAGAAUACCAGCUCUCAACAGUGCAAAUCUCUUGAGCAAGAGAUCAGUGGCCUAAAAGACCAACUAGAAAGUCUGAAUGAUUCUUUCAAGAAGGCUGAGGAUAAAGUUCAGGCUCAGCAGGCUUUGCUUACAAAACAUGAGCAAGAAAGUGAUUAUCAAGCAGAACUUCUGCAACAACAACUGUCUGCCUCCGAAGAGGAGGUAAAGAACUUGAAAGAGGAAAUCCAGGCAAAAGAGAAACAUAUGAAGUUGUUGAAAAGUCAGAGUUCAGAGCAAGAAAAAUUUCUACAUCAACAGAUUGAAGAUUUAAAGAAACAAGUUGAGUGUGUUACAUUAUCAAUGAGGGUUGUAGAGGAAAAUCUGCAGACCAAGGAUAAUCUGUUGGCAGAGCAGCAGCUACAGAGCACUCGGCAUGUGGAGGCCCUCCAGAUGGAGUUGGCAACAUCUCGAGAUGAAGUGAAGAAACUAAAUGCAGCGAUAAAUGCCAAGGAGGAGCAGUUAAUACAGCUGAAAACAGAAACUUCUACACACUCCGAAUUGCUUCAGCUGGAGAUCGAAGCUCUUAAUGAACAAAUAAAAAGCAUGAGCAGUACUCUGGAGAUGGCCAAGGAGGAGGUUAAAGCCAAAGAAGACCUGAUGACCAAGCAGGAACAGGAUAAUGUGUUUCAGAUCGAGGAACUUCGAACGCACAGUGCAGCUCUUGACGAGGAGAUUAAUUGUCUGAAGCAAGAAAUCAAAGCUAAAGAGGAUGAAGUAGAUGAGUUAAAGUCCGAGAGCUGCAAGCAGUCAGAGGUCCUGCAGAAUGAGAUCCAAACUCUCAAGGAUCAAGUACAACAUUUAAAUGAUUCAUUAAAGGCCGCAACAGAACAGGUUCAAGCUAAAGAAAACCUGCUUGCUCACAAAGAAGUGGAAAUUUGUCAGGAAAGGUAUUCCUUUCAAGACAUGCUUACAACUUCUGAAGCAGAGAUAAGAAAACUCAGGGAAGAGAUCCAGUUUAAAGAGGAGCAGCUGGUCACAGUUAAAGAAGAAGGAUCCACACAGUCUGACUGGCUACACCAAGAGAUCAACAGUCUAAAGAAGCAGCUGGGUGAUAUGGGCGACUCUCUCAAAAACACAGAGGAAAAACUUCAGACUCAGGUAGUUCUUCUUAACAAGCAGGAACAGGACAGUGCUCACCAGAAAGAGCUACUACAGCAACAGCUGUCUGUGUUUGAAAAGGAAGUAAAGAACUUGAAACAUGAGAUUCAGACUAAAGAGGAGCAAGUGAGUCUGCUGGAAAAUAAAAAAUCAGAGGACGCAGAACUUUUACAGCAAGAGAUUCAUGGUUUAAAGAAGCAAAUUGAGUGUCUUACAUCUUCACUGAGGACGGCUGAGGAGAAUCUGCAAUCCAAAGAUAAUCUGUUAGGAGAGCAGAAGCUACAGAGUACUCAGCUUAGGGAGGCACUCCAGAUGCACAUGCAAGCAUCUGAAGAUGAAAAUAAAAAGCUAAAUGCAGAAAUUAAUGCUAAGGAUGAGAAGUUUGUUCAGCUGCAGACUGACAGCUCUACACACACUGAAGUGCUGCAGCAGGAGAUUGAAACUCUGAACAGCCUAUUAAAAACGGUUACCAGUUCUCUUGAGAUUGCCAAAGACCAGGUUAAAGACAAAGAAGAUCUGAUGGCCAAGCAGGAACAGGAGAGCAUGUUUCAGAUUGAGGAACAUGGAAAGCACAGUGCAGCUCUUGAGGAGGAGGUGAAUCGGUUGAAGCAGGACAUUCAAACUAAAGAGGCUGAGGUUGAUGAGUUAAAAGCAGAGAGCUGCAAGGAGUCGGAGGUCCUACAGAAAGAAAUCCAAACUCUGAGGGAUCAAGUAAAAUGUUUGAACGAGUCCCUUAAAACUUUAACAGAGCAGGUCCAGGCUAAAGAAAACCUACUGGCUCAGAGGGAAAUGGAGAUAUGUCAGGAAAAGGAUACAUUUAAAAAUAUCAUCGCAACCUCUGAACAAGAGAUGAAUAAACUAAAGGCAGAGAUCCAAAUUAAAGAGGAACGACUAGUCGCCCUCCGAGAAGAAGGAUCCAUACAGUCUGACACGCUACAGCAAGAGAUCAGCAACCUAAAGAAGCAGCUGGAUGAUAUGAGCGACUCUCUCAAAAACACAGAGGAAAAACUUCAGACUCAGGUAGUUCUUUUUAACAAGCAGGAACAGGACAGUGCUCACCAGAAAGAGCUACUACAGCAACAGCUGUCUGUGUUUGAAAAGGAAGUAAAGAAUUUGAAACAUGAGAUUCAGACUAAAGAGGAGCAAGUGAGUCUGCUGGAAAAUCAAAAAUCACAGGAAGCAGAACUUUUACAGCAAGAGAUUCACGGUUUAAAGAAGCAAGUUGAGUGUCUUACAUCUUCACUGAGGACAGCUGAGGAGAAUCUGCACUCCAAAGAUAAUCUGUUAGGAGAGCAGAAGCUACAGAGUACUCAGCUUAGGGAGGCACUCCAGAUGCACAUGCAAGCAUCUGAAGAUGAAAUAAAAAAGCUAAAUGCAGAAAUUAAUGCUAAGGAUGAGAAGUUUGUUAAGCUGCAGACUGACAGCUCUACACACACUGAAGUGCUGCAGCAGGAGAUUGAAACUCUGAACAGCCUAUUAAAAACGGUUACCAGUUCUCUUGAGAUUGCCAAAGACCAGGUUAAAGACAAAGAAGAUCUGAUGGCCAAGCAGGAACAGGAGAGCAUGUUUCAGAUUGAAGAACAUGGAAAGCACAGUGCAGCUCUUGAGGAGGAGGUGAAUCGGUUGAAGCAGGACAUUCAAACUAAAGAGGCUGAGGUUGAUGAGUUAAAAGCUGAGAGCUGCAAGGAGUCGGAGGUCCUACAGAAAGAAAUCCAAACUCUGAGGGAUCAAGUAAAAUGUUUGAACGAGUCCCUUAAAACUUUAACAGAGCAGGUCCAGGCUAAAGAAAACCUACUGGCUCAGAGGGAAAUGGAGAUAUGUCAGGAAAAGGAUACAUUUAAAAAUAUCAUCUCAACCUCUGAACAAGAGAUGAAAAAACUAAAGGCAGAGAUCCAAAUUAAAGAGGAACGACUAGUCGCCCUCCGAGAAGAGGGAUCCAUACAGUCUGACACGCUACAGCAAGAGAUCAGCAGCCUAAAGAAGCAGCUGGGUGAUAUGAGUGACUCUCUCAAAAAGUCAGAGGAGAAAGUUCAGAUUCAGGUAGUUCUGCUAAACAAACAGGAACAGGACAGUGCUCACCAGAAGCAGCUUCUGCAGCAACAGCUGUCUGCUUCUGAGGAAGAAGUGAGGCAGGUGAAAGCUGAGAUUCAAGCCAAAGAAGAACAAAUACUCCUACUGAAGAAUGAUGCCUCAGAAAAGGUGAAUUUGCUAAAUCAAGGGAUACAAAGUUUAAAUAAACAGGUUGAGAUUCUUGAGUCUUCCCUGAAAAAAGCUGAGGAAGAUGUGCAGUCCAAGGAAGCUCUGUUGUCUCAGCAACAGCAAGAAAAUACUCAACACAGGCGGGAACUACAAAGCCUACAAGAAAAAGUCCAACAAGUGGAAAUUCUGCAGAAACAGGUUUAUUCCAGUGAAGAAGAAAUUCAAAAGCUAAAAACAUCUCAGACUGAGAAAGAAAAUCUCCUCAUUGAAGCUGAAGAAAAGCUUCAGAACCUUCAGACACAGUUGUCAGAUGUUAAGACAGUCAUCUCUGAAAAAGACCAAACUCUGAUGGGGUUUAAAGAAGAAGCCGCUACCCAAGUUAACUUGGCUCAAAUAUUAAAAGAGGAGGCUGAGGGCGCUAAGAAAACCUUGGCUGAGAUAAAGGAGGAGAGCUCCAAGCAGGAAAGUCUUCUUCAGCAUGAGAUUCAGAAACUAAAAGCUGAAGUGGAAACCAUUUCUCAAAGACUUCUAUCUAAAGAGCAGAAGUUAAUGGAUACUCAGCAGGAGUCUGCUCAACAGAUAAACCUCCUUCAGCAGCAGCUCCUAACAGUCAGUGCAGAGCUGAACCAACACAAAGAGAUGUUAGCUGCAGACCUCAAAUUGAAAGAGGCUUUGCAAGAGUUACAGGUUACCACACUAAAAGAGAAGGAAGUUUUCAUUCAGGAAAAAGAAGUCCUCAUGGCCAGGAUCCUGCAGUCAGCUAAGGAUCAGAAAGCUUUGGAGAAACAUGUCAAAGCCAUUGCCCUUGAAAAGGAGAGACUUGCUCAAGCCAAUCAAGCCAUAGAGAGAGAGAACAUAGCCUCUCGCAAGCUGGAAUCUGUGCUGCAACAGGAGUUGGAAAUACUAAAACUGGAGAAAGAGAAGCUGUUAAAAGAGAGGGAAAAAGCAGAAGAGAUUGAGCUGAUGAAGAGGGAUCUGCAGGAACAGCUUGCAGCCAAAGUCGAGGCUGCAGAACACUACAAGACUCAGAUGGAGAAAGCUGCAAGUCAUUACAACAGCAAGAAGCAGCUUCUCCAGAAAAGUCAAGAGGAAACGAUGGAGCUCAAACAAUCCUUAGAGGUUAGAGACCAAGAAGUGAAGACUAUUACCAUGGAAAAAAAGUUGCUUCAACUUGAUUUGGACAAGGCUCAAGCCAACGAGAAGAAGCUUUUGAGCAAGGUGGCCAGCUUGGAAGCACAGCUGACUUAUGCAGACCAAACCCUGCGAGCACAGAAUAAGAUUCAUGGCAUUGGAGGCAGUACAACAGAGCCAUGUUACUUGGAGGUUCCCCGCACAAACUCAGGUGUUUUCACUAGAGCUCAGGUGAAGAAGUCAAUGAGCUCUGACAGCCUGGAUCAAAGCUCUCUGGAAGACUCUCUAAACUCUACAAGGAAACUGUCAGCACCCGAUGAGUCAAGCACACCGCUUGUUCGCAGCUCAGAGCGUUUGGCAGCCAAACGUCGGGGUCUACAGGCCGAGUCACUGGAAACCUUGUACUUUACACCCAUUAACACCAGACAGAUUAAAAGGGCCAACGAGUAUGAUCUGGAGCUGGACCCGGCCUGGAAAAAUCCAACAUCGUCUGUCAAACGACGCAGAACCACACAGGUUAUAAAUAUCACUAUGACCAAGAAAGACUGCAGUGAAGGCAAUGAGACUUUCUACAGCCUGGCUCCAGCUUGCUCCCAACCAAACCUCUCCAGUGCUCACUCUGCACGACCCGUAUCUAUGGAGCUGUUUAAUACACCUGCUGGAAAGACCGGUGCUGCCAGCGACCAACUCAUUGGUCUUCCAGGAUAUAGACGGAGCACAGCCCACUCACAGACCACGAGCACCUUCUGUGUGGGAGCAGAGAAUGAACCUGACGGUGGAUCUGAAGACUGGCUGAGGAUUGCAGAGCUCCAGGCCAGGAACAAGGCCUGUCUUCCUCAUCUGAAGAGCAGCUACCCUUUGGAGUCUGAGUAUGGCCGUAGUGGUCCAUUUAUUUUCACAGAUGAAGAGCUACGAAAUGGGGACCCAUCGGACACUAUCCGGCGGGCUUCUAUGAUGCCAGGCCAGCUGCAAGACUCCCUUGUCUCCCAUCGCCAUUCACUCAUGUUGGGUCAGGCUGGUGUGUCUGCAGUUGGGACUCGUCCUCACCGUCUGUCUUUGAUGCCUGAUAAGCUGCCAUCAAAAGCAGCUAGUUCCACUCAUCUGAAGAGCCCGAAAAUGUCUUUACAUCAGAUAUCCCCACAGAAAAAGACAAGGGCAAGCUGCUUCCCUCGUCCACUCACUCCCAAAAACAAGAAUGUGAGCAGUGGACCUUCCAACAUUCAGCCUCAACCCUUCCUCAGUCCUGCUGAAAGGAGGCAGUCUAUGAUGUUCACGAUUGACAACACCCCUAAAAGCAAUAGCUACUUAAAGAAAGGGCUGAACAAACUGCGCAGCUCCACCAGGAAAUCCCCAGGGAAAAGUUCAAAGAAGUCACCUGCACAGACAACUGCCCGUAAGGGCCAGGAGAACACGGCUUCAGUUAAUUCCCGAGCUGAAGUGAGACGAGCUGGCAAAAUUGGCAACUUUAAGUCACCCCAGGUAGCAACCAAAGGCCUGAAGAAAUCUCAGGUCACCAGCAGGUCUGCUAAGUCUCCUGGGCUGACGGCUAGUGCUCGAAAGGUGUCUAUAAAAGAUCACAAUCUUGCUGGAAGUCCAUAAAGAUGAUGAGCAGAAUGAAGGUUUGAGGACUGGUUCCCAGGUCGAAGUUAUGAUCAUCUGUAAUUUUAUAAUCUCUGCUUUUUCUGCUUCUUCUUCCUACUGAUAAUCUGACUUUUAUUGUUGUUCAUCGAGACUUUUAUUUUAUUACAAUCUGCCUUUAUUUCUUCUGUAUUAUAUUUUCACAUCUGUUAAUAAGAAUAAAAAUUUAAAAUAC
Molecule: messenger RNA, 8534 nt
Organism: Melanotaenia boesemani (Boeseman's rainbowfish)
Lineage: Eukaryota; Metazoa; Chordata; Actinopteri; Atheriniformes; Melanotaeniidae
Gene: numa1
Product: nuclear mitotic apparatus protein 1
Exons: 25
Coding region: 167-8320 (2717 amino acids)
Biological process (GO): establishment of mitotic spindle orientation
Cellular component (GO): spindle pole; centrosome; spindle microtubule
Molecular function (GO): microtubule binding
Source: RefSeq, a predicted model, not a curated record